AUGCGAUGCGCGAGCAAGGCCGCCGAGAGCGCGUCUGCACGUCUCUGUGCGGACGCCGAAGCAGAAACUACAGCAACUGAUAUCCCAUCGGUUGCUGAAUCGACUCAGCCUGUAUCACCUGGUGAUGCAGGCGCUGGUCAUGAAGACACUCGUGUCUUCACAGAGUACGAGCUCGGUGUCUCGUACUCUCCUGAUACGGAUGACGGAUCCGUAUCGACGGCAAUUGAAUCCAAGCCGCCUGCCAAGCGUGGCAUGGACGAUGCUUUGCGUCGCAGCAUCUUUGGUUCAUCUGAUGAGUCAGAUGAACCAUCGCCGAAGCGAAGGCGCUCGAGGUCGCGAGACUCGGGCGCUAAUAGUGGUGUCGUUUCUCCAAUGGACACCACUUCACAGCGAGGUGCCAGUACUUCUGUCGGCACGUCGCAGGAAGAGCGGGACCGCAAUGUGUUGCGUCUCGCUCCAGAAAAGAAGGCAUGGAUGCCUCCUAAAUCUGUCAUGGAUCACUUGUCGGCGACGACGAGUGAUCGUUAUCGAACACGAUUGUUCGAUUCGUCGAGGAUUCAUCACCUUGACCCCAGCGCGAAAGACUAUCGCGCUGAACAUGAGUUCUUCAUCGGAAGAAGCAGCGUACUGAUGGCGGUGCAAUACACGAAAUGGGCCAAUGUACUUGGGUAG
Messenger RNA from Peronospora matthiolae, 672 nucleotides. The record is from the annotation of a GenBank genome assembly. Lineage: Eukaryota; Oomycota; Peronosporomycetes; Peronosporales; Peronosporaceae.